AUGCCUGUCAGUCGAAUCCGUCGAAACAUGCUGACCACUCUGUUUCUUGCCUUCCUGGUGUCUUCUGUCACUGCCACAGAGAAAGACAGUGCUCCUCCCAGGCUGAAUGACAUCAAAGCUGUUGAGGCCUUCAUCGACUCUGCUGAAGUGGUGGUCAUCGGAUUUCUGGAGGGAGAGGAGAGUCGUGGCUAUAAGGAGCUUGUUGCAGCUGCAAAGCGCGUUGACUCGGUCCCUGUAGCCAUUUGCACAGUGAAAGAGGUGUGGGCUGAUUACAGCGUCUCCUCAGACACCAUCAGCCUCUUCAGGAAGGCUGAUAACCAUCAGGAGAAUCUUGCUCUCGCAGAGGCCAAGAAGUUAGAAACGGACGGUCUUGUAAACUUCAUCACUAUCAACGAGGUCCGAUACAUCACAGAAUACAACCAAGUGACAGCAGUGGGCCUGUUCAAUUCAGAGGUGAAGUCACACCUCCUGCUCUUUGCCAACAGGGGGAGUAAAGAAUAUACUGAGCUCAAGAAGCAACUGGGAGCUCUGGCCCCGGAGUUCACAGGCAAGUUCUUGUUCGUGCUGAUUAAUGGAGCAGUGAAGUCCAACUCUCGGUCACUCGGCUACUUUGGCAUCAAGUCUCAGGACCUCCCACGGGUUGGCAUCUAUGCUGGUGACUCUGACAUGAAGUGGCUCCUUCCUGCGGGAGAGAUUUCUACUGAACGAGUACGGGAGUUUUGCCAGUCCUUCCUACGAGGAGAACUGAAGGAAGUGAAGCAGGCCGGAGCAGAAGCCAAGACAGAGCUCUAGGACUCAUUGAACAAAUGUAAAUUAAUUAUUAUACAU
Molecule: messenger RNA, 828 nt
Organism: Seriola aureovittata
Lineage: Eukaryota; Metazoa; Chordata; Actinopteri; Carangiformes; Carangidae
Product: endoplasmic reticulum resident protein 27
Exons: 7
Coding region: 1-792 (263 amino acids)
Biological process (GO): protein folding; response to endoplasmic reticulum stress
Cellular component (GO): endoplasmic reticulum
Source: RefSeq, a predicted model, not a curated record